Molecule: messenger RNA, 1884 nt
Organism: Diaporthe citri
Lineage: Eukaryota; Fungi; Ascomycota; Sordariomycetes; Diaporthales; Diaporthaceae
Exons: 5
Coding region: 1-1884 (627 amino acids)
Source: RefSeq, a predicted model, not a curated record
AUGGCGAACGCUGAACGUGAACAUCUCUUCGGAGCCGACAAACUCGAAGACAUGUGCAAGAAGAGAAGCGAAGAGUACCAACGUAUCAAGGCCAACCACGAGGCAUGGUGUGUCGAUCAGCAGCAAAAACAACAGAUGGAAACAGAAGAGCUUGAAGACGAGUUGAGACAGCUGAAGAAGCAUCUGAGUGACGUGGAGCUGGAGGAUUCGAGAGCAACUGAAAAGCUCGGACAGCUCCUCAGUCGGCCAUGGAUGCACCGAGAAGGUUCUCCGGACAUUGAGGCACUAUUCGCCGAAGCGGAUAGAUGGAACUCAGAUUUAUGCCGCAUCAGAGCAGACCGCGAUCGUCCAGGCGAGAAAAAAGACGCCAUAGUACGCGACAUUGAGAAGGUUCAGAACAAGCUUGAAGGUCUGCCAGCGGCGUACGCCCUGAUUCGAAAGGAGGAGACGCGAAGACUGAGGGAGCAGCUGGAGGACCUUUGGCAUCGGCAAAACCAGCCAGACUCGUUGACCACCAGCGCCGCAAACGAUGUCGCUCAGAGGCAGACGAGCCUGCUCACAGGGGCAUCUUCUUUUGCUGCUGAAGGAUUCUCAGAGUCUACUGGUAGUGCUCGUCUUGAGCUUGCAGAAAAUCGGCCUAGUUCCAUUCGGAGAGCACAGGCAGAUGCCGAGGCCAUCAUAGUCACCGCUGUUCAAUCUGCACGCCGCGAGGAGCCGAACCCGUACGACAUAGUCUCCGGUUCAGAAUCGGAGUCUGACGAGCCGCUGGCGAAAAGGCACAAGAAGGCUGCGAGAACGAUACAUUUUGAUCAAGUCAACGCCGAAAAGAAGAAUUGGAGAAAGGGAGAAAAGAUCUACAGAAUCUCCGAGCAUACUCUCAAUUCAAAGAAGUGGUACAUAUUCCGCUGCAAGAAGCACUGCACAGGUCUCAAGGAUGGCAGAGGGGCAGCAAAGCAUCUCAUGAGACAGCGCAAUGGACACCCUGAGCGUCAUUGGACAUCGGAUCAAGCAGUCAAAGAACUGGGCGUACGGGUCGUUGGCUGCGACCCAGGAAAGAGGAAGCGGAACAACGAUGCGUUUGAUCGCGCCGUGGGGCAAGGUUACCGCCCGAGCCGACGCUGCAACAACAGAGAUUGUCCAGUGCACGCGCCGGUCGACGGUCCUCACCGUCAUUCCAACUCAGGUCAAAGGCAGUCCGAAGAUCUUGAAGACUCCGACUCGGACUCGGAUGAAGCCUACUCCGAGAUGCCCAAGAGUCAGAGAGGUGAUGCUCGAGCACAUGAGCUUUGGCAGCAACUUGAUCCCUCGCCGACCGUCUUGGAUCCUAUUCCGGGGGAGAUAUACCAAGCCUACUGGGCCAGUGACCACUCCUGGUACCCGGUGGCCGUGUUGCCAUGGGGAGAUCUGCGCGGCGUCGGGCUGGCCGGCAGCUUGGACGAGACAGCCCUCUUCAAUAUGAGCCUCCCAACCUGCUUUGCCGUCGAGGAGACCCAGGACGGCUUGCGGAUCGUGGGAUGGAAGAGAGACUUCGAAUUACACCACCGUCGCGUCUCUGAGCGCAAGUUCCCUUGCAUGUUCUUUGAAGGCAUCUCUGCAGUCCUGCCCCGAGACGAGGGGUCUCCACAACCUCAGAACCUUGCUUGGGUCAUGGCGAAGCACCUCCGGCCCAUCAACUACCGCCACCUAGACGGUCAGUUUCUCAAGGAAGAUGGCCUUGACGAAGCUAAAGCCUUCAGACAGCGAGUGAUCAUGUUGAAGAGCAAGGCGACUCAAGAGCCACCUCGAUUCUCUCCACCGUUGGUUGACGAUGGCAUUGACCUAGCCGGUGCCCGUGAGACGCACAAGGGCGUGAAGAUAGAACCAGGCGUGGAUUCCUGGCUUUGA